Messenger RNA from Geodia barretti, 272 nucleotides. Lineage: Eukaryota; Metazoa; Porifera; Demospongiae; Tetractinellida; Geodiidae. The record is from the annotation of a GenBank genome assembly.
GUGGUUUGGAACUGGAGGAGCAGUGGAUCAAGGAAGGGUUUUACCAUGUCGAUUCGUCUGGGUGGCAUCCCGUCCCUCUCGCAGCUGACGUGGAGAAGCCAGAAGAUGUUCAUGAAUCUUCUCCGAGGCAUGAUGUGGGAAAAGAAUGGGACAUGAGUUAUCCAAUGGACUCACUCGUUCCCACUGGGCUAGAGCUGAGUGUGGACGGAGAAGACCCUCUUCACUUAUGAACACAUGUUGAUUAGAGAGUCAUUCAACAGCAGCCGCAGGAA